ACAGCACGCUCCGCGCUUUGCUUGGCCAAACCAAUUCACAUCGAAGAACAUCCGCAGAUGAAAUGCAUUUGCCUCCAGCGACCCAUUUUCUCCUUUCGCUAAACCUCAAUGUCCUUCUCCGUUAAUGUCACUGGAAGAACGGGCACUGAUGUGACACAGUGGAUCACGCGCUUUCACAUUUAUCAGCUCGGACAAUAUUGUCGCAUAAUGAUGCGCUUCUUUUGAUGUCUGCGAAGCUGUCUGAACACGAAUAUAUUUGUCAGUAAGUCUGCUUUCCAGUGGUGCACAUUCGAUUUCCUGUCUACAUACCACCAACUCUCUUCAGUCUGUCUUGAUAGAGGAAAUUGGAUAAGGAUGGAACCAGAGCAGCAAAUUCAAAGCCAGUGCAAGACUAAUGAUCUGGCAUCAUCUGCACAACCAAAAGGACCAGCAGAUCCAUCCUCCACAUCUUCUCCUGCCCCUUCUACACCACCGACGGCUCCAGCCAGGCCACGCCGGCCCCAAAGGAGCCCACGAGUGGAAGGAUCUAUUGACGUAUCGGAGCCCAAACCUCCAGAAUCUCCUGAAGCGCAGCAGCUGAGCAGCCAUGCUGAAGCGACCAAGCCCAACAGCUCCAAUCAGCCCUCAGAACUCAGUGUUGAUCAUGGACCUCCACGUUUGGCUGGACAGAAGCUUUCAGGACACGCUGCAGUGUCUCGGAGCCACAUUGCAAUGAGGGCCGCCUCGCUUCCUCAGACCCCGUCUUACAGACCACCACUAACUGAUCCCACCCUGCACCCGCAGAGGGCCCUGUCUGUCGCUGGCACCACCGACACUCAGACGCAGGUGGUGGAGGAUUUCAGGGUGCACAUUAUCACGUGGAACGUGGGCUCAGCCAUGCCUCCUGACGACCUCACUUCAUUACUGGGGCUGAAUGUUGGUGAUGGGAACACAGACAUGUAUAUUAUAGGCUUACAGGAAGUGAACUCUAUGAUCAACAAACGACUGAAAGAUGUUCUUUUCACUGACCAGUGGAGCGAGGUCUGCAUGGACGCUCUCAGCCCCUUUGGAUAUGUACUGGCCACAUCUCAGAGGAUGCAGGGAAUGCUGCUGCUGGUCUUCUCCAAGUACUUUCACCUGCCGUUCCUGAGAGGCAUUCAAACACAGAGCACUCGCACCGGCCUCGGCGGGAUCUGGGGAAAUAAAGGAGGCGUCAGCGCUCGCAUGAAUGUGUUCGGCCAUUCAAUCUGUUUCUUGAACUGUCAUCUGCCCGCACACAUGGAGAACUCAGACCAGCGCAUGGAGGACUUCGAAAGCAUCCUGCAGCAGCAGCAGUUCGAAGGACUCUCUUUCUCUCUCUCACACAGUAUGGUUUUCUGGUUUGGAGACCUGAACUUCCGAAUCGACGACCUGGAUAUGCAAGUUGUGAAAGCAGCCAUUGACAGUAACAAACUGUCCACAUUAUGGGAAAAAGACCAGCUGAAUAUGGCUAAAGACAGUGAGACUGUGCUCGAAGGCUUUCACGAGGGCCCGAUUAAAUUCCCUCCUACGUAUAAGUUUGAUGUGGGUACAGACACGUAUGAUACCAGUGGUAAGAAGCGUAAGCCAGCAUGGACUGAUCGCAUACUUUGGCGGUUGAGGCCGAUGGCUCAGGUCAGCAACAGCAUGUCGAGGCGCAGCUCGUUGUCAGGUCUAACCAGCGGAACCUGUGUGUCACAGCAUUUUUACCGCAGUCACAUGGAGUACACCGUCAGUGACCACAAGCCCGUCUCCUCUAUUUUCACUCUGCAGUUCCCAUAUAAGGUGGACAUGCCUUUGGUAACACUCUUUGUGGAGGAUGAAUGGAGAGAGAUAUCAGAUGCAGUGGCCAAUUUCAAGGCGGCACCCAACUUUCCUCGAAGCUCUUGGGACUGGAUUGGACUUUACAAGGUUGGGUUUAAACAUCAUAAAGACUAUGCGAGUUACGUUUGGGCCAAGCAGGAAGAGUCUGAUUUCCUGAGACAGGAGCACCAAGUGAUUUUUACCGAGGAAGAAUUGCCAAAGGAUUCAGGGGACUUCAUACUGGGUUAUUAUAGCAACAAUAUGAGCUCCAUUGUGGGCGUCACCGAGCCAUUCCAGAUUCAACUGCCAGCAUCCACCGCAGCUGGUCUGAGUCCGUCUGACAGCUCCGACUUCACGUCUGACGAUGAGCUGAAGAAGAGCGACUCCUGUGACUCCUGCCCUGAGACUGAAGAGCAGCAGAGCAGCAGCUGGAGCUCCAGACGAGCCGAAGGGCCGACGGCAAACCCUGACGAACCGUACUCCAAAGACACCUCUGCACCUUCCAGCUCCAGCAGGUCCUCAGAUGCCCCCGCCGCCGCUGCGGAUGACAGCUCUAACUCAGGAAAAGAUGCAACCAAGCCAGAGGAACCUUAGCUAAGCACAGCACCUUCUCUGGAGGAAGAUAUCAGCUCGAGGCCGGGGUCGCCGGUUUCUGCUGGGUCUGUGAUGUCGUUGUACAUUUACUGUCCUGUGAUGUUGUUUGGAGAUGUUGUCUUAUAUGUUGCAGGGCAGAAAUAAGCGUUCCCUCCAGCAAACACAAGAGGGCAGACUAAAUUGUUUGUGCCUGUUCUGUGUAGUCAUUCUAUUCAUAUUCUUCUUCUCCUAAACCUGAAACACUAAGAAAUAAUCUUAUAUAUACAUGCACAAUAUUAAUUGAUUCAUAUCGAUUUUUUUCAGAAUCAACCAGGGUUUGGUGCACAAUAGAACAACAGCAAUUCUGGUUCUUACUGGAUUUAUUGGAGCAGAUCCUCUUUACAUUUUCUAGUGCUCUGUUCCGAACUCUAGUUGAGCAUCGUAAGCUAUGUUUCUGUCCAAAGUUGCAAA
Molecule: messenger RNA, 2844 nt
Organism: Sinocyclocheilus anshuiensis
Lineage: Eukaryota; Metazoa; Chordata; Actinopteri; Cypriniformes; Cyprinidae
Gene: inpp5jb
Product: inositol polyphosphate-5-phosphatase Jb
Exons: 13
Coding region: 355-2394 (679 amino acids)
Biological process (GO): phosphatidylinositol dephosphorylation; negative regulation of peptidyl-serine phosphorylation
Cellular component (GO): ruffle; plasma membrane; cytoplasm
Molecular function (GO): phosphatidylinositol-3,4,5-trisphosphate 5-phosphatase activity; phosphatidylinositol-4,5-bisphosphate 5-phosphatase activity
Source: RefSeq, a predicted model, not a curated record